CCGUAAUGACGUCAUGACGUCGCUGGCGGGACUUGUGACGCCUGCUUCCUUGUUUUCAACUCAGCGCGGGAGAUUCAGGAGAAGUCGAUUCACUUGCCGUCGCCUGCCGGGAGUUUUUUUGCCAACAUGCCAUGUGAAAGGAAGCCUAUGCGCUACGGACACUCAGAAGGACACACCGAAGUCUGCUUCGAUGACACUGGGAAGUUCAUUGUAACUUGUGGAAAUGAUGGCGAUGUUCGGAUUUGGGAGGGUGUGGACGAUGACGACCCACGAUUCAUCACUGUUGGUGAAAAAGCUUAUUCUCUGGCACUCAAGAACGGAAAACUUGUGACCGCAAGUUCCAACAACACGGUCCAGAUUCACACCUUUCCUGACGGCGAUCCAGACGGCAUCCUUACCCGGUUCACGACCAAUGCCACGCAUGUCUCCUUUAACGCCAGUGGCUCCAAAGUUGCUGCUGGAUCCAGUGACUUCCUGGUUAAGGUGGUGGAAGUGUCUGACAGCAGCCAACAGAAAACCCUACGGGGCCAUGAAGCGCCCGUGCUAAGCGUGGCCUUUGACCCCAAAGAUGACUUUCUGGCGUCUGCCAGCUGCGAUGGCUGCGUGGUGGUGUGGAAUAUUGAAGAGCAGACUCAAGCGAUCAGCUGGCCUCUCCUGCAGAAGACCAACGACAUCAGUAACGCAAAAUCGUUGUGUCGCCUGGCCUGGCAGCCUCUCACAGCAAAGUUUUUAGCCGUUCCAGUGGGCACCAAGGUUCACCUUUAUGAGAGAGGGUCCUGGGAUCACGUGAGCACCCUGUCUGAUGAUAUGCUGACGCAGCCCAUCAACGUGGUGGCAUGGUCCUCGUGUGGACAGUUUCUGGCAGCAGCCAGCGUGGGGGGGUUCAUACUAGUUUGGAACGUGAGCAGCAAAUUAUGUGUGGAAAGGCACAAACAUGAGAAGGGCUUUACGGUGUGUGCCGUAGCCUGGCACCCAUCUGGCACUCAGAUUGCUUACACCGAUACCGAGGGCUGUUUGGGCCUACUGGAUGGUUUCAGCGCAUCCACGUCUAACACCCCCAAGGCUGCUGCAAAUAAAAGCGACCGAGGCUAUGACGAUCUAUUUGAUGACGACGAUGGUGACGACCAAGUCUUGGAUGAAAGAUGGAGCGAUGCCAAGUCCCCUUCUAAGAAGAAAGCAGUCAUUGGCGUCAAGGAGGAUGACGAUGGCGACGACGACGAUGAUUUCCUCAUGCCCGCGACAGGGCGUGUGAGGAACAGAGGCGCAAUCCUGGAUGAUGAAAAUUCACUCGAUACCGGCUCGCUGAAGCUUGGCCAAGAUGAGUUCGGACUUGACGACGGCGCCGACAGUGGCGCGAUACCCGCUUCGUCGGCGACCAUGCGGCCCGUUUACGACGGCCCCCAGCCGACGCUCCCCCAGAAGGCCUUUCAACCGGGCUCCACGCCGACGCAUCUCACUCACCGUUUCAUGAUGUGGAACUCUGUCGGCAUAGUUCGAGGCUACAACGACGAGCAGGACAACGCCAUCGACGUGGAGUUUCACAACACGGCCGUGCACCACGCCAUGCACCUCACCAACACGCUGGGUCACACCAUGACCGACAUUUCCCAGGAGGCCGUGCUGCUCGCCUGCCCCGCCACAGACGAACUCGCGAGUAAGCUCCACUGCCUCCAUUUCUCAUCCUGGGACACCAAUAAAGAGUGGAUGGUUGACUUGCCCAAGGGCGAGGAUGCAAAGGCGCUGUGUCUCGGUCAGGGGUGGGCGGCGGUCGCCACCAGCGCUCUCAUGGUCAGAUUCUUCUCCGUCGGCGGGAUUCAGAGGGAUAUCUUCAGCCUAUCGGGGCCUGUUGUCUGUAUGGCGGGACAUGGAGAGCAGUUACUCAUUGUUUACCACAGAGGGACGGGUUUUGAUGGGGAGCAGAUGCUUGGCGUGCAGUUGCUGCAGUUGGGUCGAAAGCCCAGGCAAAUUAUGGACGGACAACCCCUCCCACUCUCGUACAAAUCUUUCCUAUGCUGGCUCGGAUUUACUGCCGAAGGUACCCCGUGUUACGUGGAUUCUGAGGGUGUGGUACGAAUGCUGAAUCGCUCCUUGGGCCUCACAUGGACACCAGUUUGCAACACUAGAGAGACGUGCAAAAGCAAAUCAGACCACUACUGGGUCGUUGGGGUGCACGAGAACCCUCAGCAGCUCAGGUGCAUACCAUGUAAAGGCUCCAGGUACCCCCCUACCCUUCCCCGACCUGCAGUGGCCAUCCUGCCAUUCAAGUUGCCGCUGUGUCAGACAACUACAGAGAAAGGACAGAUGGAGGAACAGUUCUGGCGUUCCGCGCUUUUCCACAACCAUUACAACUUCCUGUCGUCUAGCGGUUACGAAGUGGACGAGGACGGACAGAAUCAGUCGCAGAAAGAACAGCAGGAAUUGCUCAUGAAGAUGUUUGCGUUGUCGUGUAAGCUGGAGCGAGAGUUCCGCUGCGUGGAGCUGGCCGAGCUGAUGACUCAAAACGUGGUGACGCUGGCCAUUCGAUACGCAUCCAGAUCCAAACGCAUGGCACUCGCACAGCGGCUCAGCGAGAUCGCUCUUGAGAAAGCCGGUCAGAUUCAAGAAGACGAACGGGACGAUGUCACGGAGCACAACAACAUCAGACGGACUCCAUCUGGGUACGACCAUACGGAAAAACGUUCCAACAGACAAGAGGAUGAACCUAGCCAGGAAGCCGAGGAGCAAGAGGACCAACAGGAAAUGGAAGCUGAAGAUGAAGCAGAUGGCCCAAAACGUCUGAACCCGUUUGCCAAAGCGCCAGGAUCGCCCCCAAAGCAGGCCACCCCACCCUCUGCUAAGCUUGGCCGGUCCAACCCUUUCAAGUCCAUUCAGGUUUCGCAUUCGGGGAAGUCCUCUUCUCUGUCCGGUCAGCCUCGCGCGGCAAACAUCCUGGACAACAUGACGUCCAACAGGAAGUCGGCUCCACUCAGUGCAUCUGCAGGGAAAUCAAACAAAAGCCCCGUCCUCAAACCACUCCAGCCGAGGCCAAAGACCAAGGCUCAGUCUACUCUGCUGCACAUGACUGGUGCAAAGGCAGCCGCUAAGAAGACUCGGGAGAGCUUGGAGACCCUUGGAGACCAACAGAAGCAGCCUGACCCCCCGACGGCUCCCUCGCUGACUGACAACUCCGAAAUGAAAAGACCUCAAACAGGCUUUCAGCUGUGGAUGGAAGAGAACCGGAAGAACAUAAUGGCAGACCACCCGGAUCUGGAAGAGACGGACAUUAUCAAGGAGGCGAUGGGGCGCUUCAGGAAUCUGUCAGCAGAGGAGCGACUGUCGUGGACGGAGCGAGCCAAAGUCCUGACUGUCGACGCUACGGACCUGAAGAAGAGGAAGCGAGCCGAGGUGGGAGGAGGCGUGGAGAAUGGAAUUGGUCCCGAAGACGCAGAUGAAAAGAAUGCCAAGAAGAAGAAAGCGUUGGAUACUUCCAAGCUUUCUGCCUUUGCUUUUCACAACAACUGAUUGGUUUGAUGCUUUUUUUAGCGUUUUUUUUUUUUUUUUUUUUGGUUUUCUGUGUUGAUGUUCUCUUGUUCUUAAAGAUCGCCCCCUCCCUGUUAGCUGCCAUGAUGAACACUCUUCAUUCAUUCAUUCAUUUUAUACCGCUUUUCCUCACGGGGGUCGCCAGCCAAUCACAGGGCACAUAUAGUCAAACAACCAUUCACACUCACAUUCAUACCUGUGGACAAUUUGGAGUCGCUAAUUAGCCUAGCAUGUUUUUGAAAUGUGGGAGGAAACCGGAGUACCCGGAGAAAUAAAAAAAAAAAAGUAUCAUUAUACAAACAUUUUCAAUAGGCGUUUUUUUUCCUGCAAAAACGAGGGUCCAGGGGUCUUGAGACACAUGCUAACUCGCAAACUAGAGAGCUAGCAACCUAAAACGGUAGCCUUCAAGUUAUUUCCUUUCAACUUAAAUAGCCAAAAACUUACCACUUCCACACUUAUAGGGAGGAUAACUAUUAACAGGCCAUAUCAAACUUGCGCGGGCCGCGCUAACAUUCAACUUUCAUAUCAAGGCGGGGGCCUCAAACUAGUGUCCUGCGGGCCACAUUUGGCCCGCGGGCCGCGUGUUUGGGACCCCUGCUGUAGAUGGAAAAGUCUAUUAUUAUUAUUACUAUCAACUUUACUCUUUUCCCCCUUUUCCCAUUUUUUUUAAUAUUCCAAAUAUUUCAACAUUUUUCAUAAUCUUUGUAGAUUUUCCUCUCAUAAUAUUGUGACUUUAUGGCAUAAUAUUUUGACUUAUUCCCAAGUUAUUUUUUUCCAGAAACGACAACAUUUUCCUCAUUGAGAGUUUACUCGUAUAAACGUUUUUCUCGUUAAAAUGACCUUUUCUCGAAAUAUUCUCAUAAUAGUUGUUUUUUAU
This is a messenger RNA of Doryrhamphus excisus (bluestripe pipefish), 4396 nucleotides long. RefSeq names its product WD repeat and HMG-box DNA binding protein 1 (gene wdhd1). The record is from RefSeq and is a predicted model, not a curated record. NCBI's taxonomy places the organism in Eukaryota, Metazoa, Chordata, Actinopteri, Syngnathiformes, Syngnathidae. Gene Ontology annotation, biological process: DNA-templated DNA replication; mitotic cell cycle; DNA repair. Gene Ontology annotation, molecular function: chromatin binding; DNA binding; protein binding. Gene Ontology annotation, cellular component: nuclear replication fork.